Cercospora beticola is the source of this 2148-nucleotide messenger RNA. It is a transcript of the gene GGA2, whose product is annotated as phosphatidylinositol 4-phosphate-binding protein. The record is from RefSeq and is a predicted model, not a curated record. Lineage: Eukaryota; Fungi; Ascomycota; Dothideomycetes; Mycosphaerellales; Mycosphaerellaceae. Gene Ontology annotation, biological process: protein transport to vacuole involved in ubiquitin-dependent protein catabolic process via the multivesicular body sorting pathway; Golgi to endosome transport; Golgi to vacuole transport. Gene Ontology annotation, cellular component: trans-Golgi network. Gene Ontology annotation, molecular function: phosphatidylinositol binding; ubiquitin binding.
UAACAAGGCAGAUGCUGCUGAAACUUGUCAAUAGAAUUGCCUUUGCGCUGAAGCUCUGAAACUGCCAAAGUGUAGCUCGCGGCAACUCCUAGAGGCAUUGCGCCUCUCCUCCGGCCAGUAUGGAAGCUGCUUCCGCCCGCUACGCCGCCCGCGACCGCUUCGCAUAUCCCAUGGAGCCCGCCGGGUCUCAGCUGCAGCGAUACGUCCAGCAAGCCUGCUCACCCGAGAACUUCGAGCCCAAUCUGGCCCUGUGCCUCGAGGUCGCCGAUCUGAUCAAUGCAAAGAAGGGAGGAGCUCCGCGAGAAGCUGCCGUCGACAUUGUUAAAUACAUCAAUCACCGCAAUCCCAAUGUCUCCCUCCUGGCAUUGUCGCUGCUGGACAUCUGUGUCAAGAAUUGCGGAUACCCAUUUCACCUUCAGAUAUCUACCAAGGAAUUUCUCAAUGAGCUCGUGCGCCGCUUUCCAGAGCGCCCGCCCAUCCGCACCACACGCGUACAGAACAGGAUCCUGGAGCUGAUUGAGGAAUGGAGGAGGACGAUAUGCGAGACGAGCAAAUAUAAGGAGGAUCUAGGCUUCAUACGGGACAUGCACAGACUGCUGCACUACAAAGGCUACCAAUUCCCGCAGAUCAGUCGCGAGGAUGCUGCGGUGCUCAAUCCAAGCGACAAUCUCAAGAGCGUGGAGGAGAUGGAGGCGGAAGAGCAAGCGGCGCAGAGUGCAAAACUACAGGAGCUGAUCCGGCGAGGAACACCACACGAUCUGCAAGAAGCCAACAAGCUGAUGAAGGUCAUGGCGGGGUACGACACGCGGCACAAGACAGACUACAGGGCCAAAGCAGCGGAGGAGGUGGGCAAGAUCCAGCAAAAGGCUAAGUUGCUGGAAGAGAUGAUGCAGGAUGUCAAGCCUGGGGAGAAAAUUCAAGAAGGAGAUGUGUUCGAGGAGCUGGCGAAUUCCUUGGCUAGCGCACACCCUAAGAUCCAGAAGAUGUGUGAGCAGGAAAGUGAGGAUCAUGAGGCAGUGGCCAAGCUGUUUGAGAUCAACGACUCAAUACACCGGACGAUUGAGCGAUAUAAGCUGAUCAAGAAGGGCGACGUGGAAGCCGCGAAUGCCAUUCCAAAGGGCACUUUGGGCGUCAGUGGCGCUGGUGUGAAGCAAGGCGGUGGAGGCGAGCUGUCUUUGAUUGACUUUGGAGGGCCAGAAGAUACUGCACCGGCCGAGCAGUCCAAAGCAGCCCAGCCAUCUUCUGCACCGGCCGCACCUAAGCAAACAGGCAACGCUCUAGAGGACGAUCUACUUGGACUGAACAUGGGCGAUGGCAACUAUGGCUCAGGCGGAGGCAUCUCUCUUGGUGGAGCACCGAAUGGCAAUGUCGACAUCAUGGCUCAGUUCAACCAGCCGCAAGCAGCCAACUCGAUCUUCAACACUCAACAAAAAGCCGCUCCGCCGCAGGCUUCUCCUCCUCCUACUCAAUCAUCGAAUUUCAACCUCUUCAGCUCUUUCCCAUCCAAUUCCCAGCCACCUUCAAAACCAGCGACACCAAUACCCGCAUCCCUGCAACAACACCAAGCGAAGAAGUCCGAUCCAUUCGCAGCUCUAUCCACACCUCCACGGCAAUCUUCUCCCUUUCAACAGACUCCCGCCAAAGCACCGGCACCCUCAUCAUCAUCAGGUAUUGACCUGUUGGGCAUGGGAAGCAGCAACGGCACGUCAGCACCGGCCGCACCAUCUCAGGACGACGAAUGGGAAUUCGCUUCCGCGCUGCCAGACCAAUCCGCCGAGCUCACAGUCACCAACAGUUCCAUCAAGACCGUCUUCGCCGUGUCCCGUACCAACGACACCGAGAUCCUCAUUCAAAGCCGAAUAUCGAAUUCUACUGCACAGCCUGUCGCGGAUCUGACAUUUCAAUUAGCUGUAACAAAGGGCCUAACGCUCAAGCUGGAGCCCCAAUCUAGUCGCAACCUGGCACCAAACCAGCAGAACGGUAUCACACAGACGAUCCGCUUACAGGGUGCCGAGCGAGGGAAAGGAACGAGCGUCAAGAUGCGAUGGAGAGCAAGCUAUUCUGUUGGUGGGCAGCAGAAGAACGAGCAGGGUGAGAUAAAUGGGCUGGGAGUGUCAUAAGAGAAGUUGAAGAGGACAGAUGGACAGG